Messenger RNA from Oncorhynchus nerka (sockeye salmon), 8955 nucleotides. RefSeq names its product linkage group 2 C1orf74 homolog (gene lg2h1orf74). The transcript has 2 exons. Bases 872 to 1678 code for a protein of 268 amino acids. The record is from RefSeq and is a predicted model, not a curated record. Lineage: Eukaryota; Metazoa; Chordata; Actinopteri; Salmoniformes; Salmonidae.
GUUCUGCCAUGGCCAGCGAAGAGCCCGGAUCUCAAUCCCAUUACAACUCUUUGUUUGCGGGGUUUACGCAUCAGCCAAGCUUCUGGGAGAGUGCGAUGGUUCUCUUUUGGCUAGUGGGAAGGCAACCAUGAACAGCCAUCCAUGAUGCUGUGGUGAUUGACAUUUAACCGUACCUGUUGCGGGUCCAAGGCUUAGCUGGCUUUUAGGCGCGCGAUGGUGUCCUUGGAGUGGGUGUAGGCCAUGAUGUCCUUGUACUUCCACGAUGCUAGCCCAGCCGUGGGCAGACCUAACCUGAAGGCAAAAUCUCUCCGCGUCUUGAACACUGGUGGGGGGUUCCAGGGUUCUGAGAAUGGGGGUGGCAAAAUACUGUUCAAAGUAGCUGACUAGUUAGUUGUAAGGGGAGGCAAUUUUUAUCGCAUGCACCAGUCAGUAAAGGAAGAGGUGGGGAGUAUGGGAUGUAGGUUAGAGGAAGUUGUGUAGAGUAGACUACGGUUUAGGCACACAGGUUUGAAUGUCACGUUGUGGAUGAUAGGUCUGUGUGAGGAGUGUUUAGUGGAGGAAACAGUGGAGUGUGUGGAUAUUUUGUGAACAGUAUGAUGCAGAUAGGGAGAGAUUGUGUCAAAGGAUUAGAGAGGCUGGUUGGUGUUUGGGUGGUGUAGUGGGGGAAGGGAAGUGGUGUCUAGGGCUUUAUUUCACGUUCUUACUGGAACAUGAAUAAUUACAAUAAUUUAAUGUCGGUAAACCAUGACUGGCCUUACACUCCAGUACAGUAGGUGGCGGGGUAUGCACCUUAAAAGUUGGAUGCGAUCCGCCAACCCAAUCCCGAAGCAGAAGAAGAAGAAGAAUAGUGCAACGACCAGAAGAGCAGUCCAUGGCUUCUUCAGACGUCUUUGUUGCUGCUGCUCGAAAAUGUCUACGAGUUGGAAAGAAACGCUUCUCUGCCACUGUGAGUCUGAACCUGGCUACUCAGGUCCUGGCUGUGGACUUGGGCCUGAAGCCCGCUCUGCUAUAUGACAGUAAUACAGCGUCUGCAGAGCAGGUCCAACAGUAUUUAAACUCUCUGCAGGCUGCACAACUUGUGUCUAAAUCUCUCCAGACAGUGGUCAUCAGUGAGAAUUCCUUGAUUGUGAACCCAUCCCUAACUAUAGCAAACUUGGAGGCACUUCUCUUGAGGAGGACUGUGACUGUGGUGGAUGUAUGUCACUCAUUGGAGCAGCCUGCCAUCACUGAGUUACAGUGGGGAGCCAUCAGGGACAUGAUUCAUGCUUUACUUGCUCAUAUUAGACAGUUUGGGCAACAUUCUGCGAUGAGAAAUGUCCCUCACCGAAUUGAAAAGAGACAUUGUGAGGCAUGGAAUCUGUGUACUCUAUUUGGGAUUCUAUUGGGCUACCCCUCCACAUACUGGUUUGACCAGAGCAGGAGCUUUGAGAACUGCCUAGCUAUGUCUCCGCUGGUGGUGACCAAGGCUGUGGCAUCCUGGCAGGGUGGUGGUUCUGGAGUUGAGGGUCACAGGUGUUGCCUGUAUUCCUUCAGCACCCCAGAGAUGUUGCAGGCAGAGAUUCUGUCAGUGAUGGCUAGCUGGACUACACAGCUUCAGGAACGAUUUCAGCAACAGACAAUCUUCUCUGACCUCAGUGUGACAAGAUCAACUGUCACCUUACCUUCUGUGGCUCUAUGAUUAUAAUGGCACUUUGUGGAUGGAUAUUGUAUGAAAAAAUGUGACGGUAUUUGUAUUUUGGAUAUUGUCUGUAAAACAAUUGAUAAGCAAACAUUGAAGCAGUUGUUCAUGUUUCCAAACUGAUUUACAUAAUCAAUUUGGAAACACAAUUUAUUUAAAAUAUAAAUGCAUUUGUGAGGGAAGUUUACACCAAUGACUACAUCAAGCUUGUGGCUACAAACUUGUUGGAUGCGUUGCAUUUUGUUUUGGUUGUGUUUCAGAUUGUUUUGCCCAAUAGGAACUGAAUGGUGAAUCAUUAAUAUUGUUUCAUUUUGGGGUCACUUAUUGUAAAUAAGAAUGUAUGUUUCAGAACACUCCUACAUGAAUGUGUAUGCUACCAUGAUUAGGAGUAAUCAUGAAUAAAUUGUAAAUGAUGAGUGAGAAAUUAAGAGGCACAAAGAUCAUGAUCUUUAUUCCUGAUUUUGGGGGAAUUUAAUUUUUUAUUUAACUAGGCAAGUCAGUUAAGAACAAAUUCUUAUUUACAAUGAUGGCCUACCCCGGCCAAACCCUAACCCGGACGACACUGGGCAAAUUGUGCACUGCCCUAUGGGACUCCCAAUCACGGCCGGUUGUGAUACAGCCUGGAAUCGAACCAGGGUCUGUAGUGACACCUCUAGCACUGAGAUGCAGUGCCUUGGACCACUGUGCCACUCAGGAGCCCAAAAUAGUAUAAUAUGAUCAUCAUUAUUCAUGAUUAUCUGUAAUCAUGGUAGAAUCCACAUUAGUGUUCAGAAACAUUCUAUUAUUUUUUACCAUAAGUGACUAUACAUUAUUCGCCAUUCACUUCCUUUUGGGCAAAACAAUCUGACACACAACCAAAACAAACUGCAUAUGCAUCCAACAAGUUUGUAGAGUCACAAGCUUGAUGUAGUCAUUGUGUGCUAGGAAUAUGGGACCAAGUACUUAUUACUUUUUCAAAUGGGUGAACUAGAUGCAUAAAAUGCCUUCAUUUCUAAACAAUAAAACAUAUUUAUGAAAAUACCCUCAAAUUAAAAGCGACAUUCUAUACUGUCGGCUCAUAUGAAACAUUUGAUCUCAAAUCCAAAAUGCUGGAGAAAAGAGCCAAAAACAGAGAGGAGUGUUUAUACUAGUUAGAUAAAAUGGUGUACAGGCUAAAGGCGUAUGCUUCUCAGCCUAAACAGUUCGGUAGAGUUCGCGUCUAGAUUGACAUUUUGUGACGGUUUUUGUUUGUUUUGGACUUCGGUGAGUUUUUUUUAAAUUUGUGCUGUUUGGGGGCACAAUUCUUUUCUGGAAGCAAGCCGAAGUUCUGUGCUGAAGUCUACGCCCCUUCAUCGGUGAUUGGUCAACAGUAAGGAUUCUUCACUCUUUGUUGUCAUUCAAAACAAUGCAACUCGUUUUCAUGCACAUUGAAUAAUACUGCACCUGACAUGUAAUUAGUUAGAUGUAAAAUUGUGUGACUAAUCUCUUUGGCAAAAACGUAAAAAUGAAUGAAAGAUUUCUUGACUUAUAGGUUAAUUCUUUCUUCUAAGACUUUUGAAGAAGUGUAUACUGGCUACGUCUUAAAAUGUACAAUGAGUACUUUUGCCGCUUUUAUUUCUCUUUUUCAAGCAGUCUUAAGGAAGUAUGUGAGCGCACUCGUUCGGGUAGCCAAGUCUGGCUAGGCACCAGCCGAACUGAAGUAUGCUGACAACUUAAGUGGAAAGUAGAAUAAUAACCAUUCAUUUUUAUGGAUGAUUGUUACUUCCAUCAAUAUGGCGGGUGCUAACUUCAGAAUAGCGCCCUGUCAGCCAUAAAGCAUAUCCUCCAUUACUAGUAGGGUUUCCCAUAGACGUCAUAGAAACAAGCUUCCAUCUCUCCAGCCCAACGUCCUGAGGCUGAUUGCAUUGCUGCCUGGAUGACCAAGAGGUAGAGCCCAUUGAGUAGUUCAGUUGUCAGUGUCUAUGGAUUAGUGACCGGAGUCCUAGUAAGGCCAUCUGCCUGUCUCUGGUCAGUGGGGCUGAAUGACUGACAGUACCUCCCAACAAUGAGCACGGCACUCUGCCAGGUGGUCGGCCCUGGUAGGCUCGUUGUUCAAGAUGGCCAUUGGGAUCUUCUGGUCAGCUGCUGCCAGUAGGAAUCUGUACCCGGAAUACACCUAGAAAAAAACAAGGAUUUGUGCCUAGUAGAGCUGACGAGACUAGGCACUGCGUAUAUACUCUGCGUGCUGCAUAGGUCGCCUGUCUGUGCGAGCAUAGAGACCCACCCCACCUGAGCGGUAGUUUGGGAUGCCAUACUCUGUGGAGAUCCCAGCUCCAGUGAUGACGAAGAUGCAUGAAAAAAGAAGGCACAGCUCCAGUGAUGCACGAAAAAAGAAGGCCUCUAGCCGCUCCAUUGAUGGUGCUGCUGGCGGACACGAAGCUCUGGAUACCCGCGGGAACAGAUGAUGUUGCCCGCCUCCCAGGGGCCGCACCACUCAGUGUCACUCAGUGUCCGGGGUCUCCUCAGCAACUGCAUCUGCAUUGAGUACAUAGUAAGAUUUAUGGUUUUUGAGUGUUGUUGUUUUCGGAUACACCUUUCAAAAAAAGGAACCUGUUGGGAUCAAAGUGUUUCAGUGGGAAUGUCUAAAGAGCAAAUGUCACUCAGACCAGAUGAGAUUGUCAAUUAAGGAACACAUGACGGGCGUAAUGAUACCUCAUCACAAGUUUGUUACAUCUCUCAUUCUAAAUACAAUAUUAUUAGGGUCACCAAGCGAUAAUUAUAAAGCCAAGUUAGGAAUUUAGGAGUUAUCUGACUCAGUAAUUGUUCACUUUGUCUAUUACAGUAUUCGACUGUAAACAUACAAAACGCUUUAGUCAAGACUGAUGUUUUGUUUACGAAAUCUGGCUUAUUGAACUCGUCAUCAGCUGGGAACCCCUUCAAUUUGAUGAGGUUUUUUUGACAAGGUUAAUUGGAGGGAAACCGAUAAGAAGCAUACAACCGCAACAGGCAUAAAGUACACAUUGAAAGGAGCUAAUACAAUUCAGUGUCAUGUAACGUACCUUAUAAUGACACGAGGUACAGCAUAGCUUUCGUUUCAGUACCAUGGAGUGAAUCCUUACCACCGCUACACUUGGCUAUCAGCGAAGCCUUGAAUGGCAGCGAAACAGUUAAUUCGGCCACAUUUAUGCCUUAAAAAAGAUAUGGCUGACUUGCUUAAUUUCUACUGACAAUUGAGAUGUACAAACUAUGGCAUAAGGGGACAACGAGCAGAUAAGAGGCAAUCUGUAAUUUCGAUUAAGACAAUGAGCGAGCUAGGACAGACAUAAUCAAUAACCUAUUUGUUUUGCACUUUGGAAAUGUACAGCGAUAGUUUUCAGCACAUGGGCCGUUCUUACAGUGUACUCCCUGUACACCAAGUCAGAACCGUAGGAUAAAUAAAGGGGGCAUAUAAGCAGACAAUGAAAUCUCUUACAAUAUUAGGCUAUUGGUUACAUGUGCACCACCAAGUCAGGACAGUAGGCUAAGUUAUGAGGGGGAAAGGGACCAAAUUAUUAGGGUGAGGCACAUGGGCUGCUAACAGCUUACUACACAACAUACACUUAGUAUUAUUUUCUUAGCUACAGUAUACAUAUCUCCCGUUAAUGUUGAUCCAUGGAGGCAAAAAGGACAAUGUCGGAGUUUAAUUCAAUAAGAGAAAAGCUGCGAAAUGGAGAGUUUGAAAUAAAGAGAAUGGAGGGCCAGAAAAAUAAUAUUUGGGAAAGAUUCGGUGAAGUGGUAAAAGAAGAUGAUAGCAGUGCCAGUGUUGUGCCGAAAUGCUUCCCCCUGACAUAAUUCUCCCCCCUAGUGAAGGGUCGUUCGCGAACGAGUCGGCUCAAAAAUUGAGAUAUGAAAAAUCUAAAUAUUUAAAUUAAUAUAAUUAACUAAUUCAAAGAACAAAAAAAUAAAUAAAAUAAUAUAGGCCUAAAUGCUCAAGCACACACACAUUCGUUUUGACUGUCUGCUCAGACGAACAGCCUCACCUGUUGUUCCUGUCAAUCAGACACGCAGUGUCAACCAAUGAACCAAAGAUGCGUGAGGGAGGGCCGCGCUAACACUCAGCAGCUGAGGGAGGACAGCUGUGAAAACAACAGCUGGAAAAUGAGUCGGAAGCACAGUAGCAUUUGGAUGCAUUUUAAUGAUGUAGACAAUGUUAGAGUACAGUGUAGAAUUUGCCAAAACAAAAUCUCAUAUAAAGCUGGUUCUAUGCACAACCUACACCGGCAUAUGCGAACUGUGUACCCAACUGUGAAGCUAACUGUAGCGGAGCUACGGGAAACUUGUGGGCCUGCUAGUGAUAGUGGUGGAGUCAGCACCUCCACACGUGGAGAUGUAUCCACUCAGUCAAGUAGGCCUACUCCACGACCCACAGCAAUGCAAUGUUCUAUGGACCAGUUCAUGCCAAACAAGGCCAAAUUGAUAUUGCAUUGGCUAAAAUGAUUGCCACCGAUUUCCAGCCAUUUUCGAUUGUGGAGGACAGAGGUUUUAGAAAUUAUAGUAAUAGUCUAAAUACAAUGUACACAAUUCCAAGCAGGAAAACCGUUUCAAAAUCACGUAUUCCACAACUGUACGAGAGCACACAGGCUUCAGUGUGGGAAAGAGUUUAAAAAGCUACUGCAGUUUGCCUUACUACUGACUCCUGGACAUCAAGGGUAAGCACUUCUUACAUGUCGGUUACAUGUCACUUCAUUGAAGAUUUUUCGUCUAGCUGUCUUCUGGACUGCUUUGAGUUCAGCGACAGACACACCUCAAAGAAAUUGGCAGAGGAACUGUUGAGUGGCCAGAGAAUGGCCAGUAGAUGAAAAAGUGGUCUGUUGUGUUGGCGACAAUGAUUAUCUAGAUUUUUGUUUUAGAUUCCGUCUCUCACAGUUGAAGUGUACCUAUGAUAAAAAAAUUACAGACCUCUACAUGCUUUGUAAGUAGGAAAACCUGCAAAAUCAGCAGUGUAUCAAAUACUUGUUCUCCCCACUGUACACCCACAUGUAAUAAUUUUUUUACGGCAUACUGUGAAAAACUCUUGGCUGCUGGCUCUGUCACUUUCAGACAUGCACAGAGCAGACUGAAAGGGAAAAGUAGCUCUUGACUUGAACCACAGGGGUUCUCUGUAAAGAGAGAGUAAUCCAAAAGGCAGAGAACUCAAACAAUACUGUGUUGAAAAGUUUAGAGAGGAAGUUGAUCAAAUCGAUUGGUCACCUGUGCAUAGUGUAUGGGUAGACAGUGCCUUGGAAGCCUUUAAAUGUAGAUUCCUUGAUGUGGUGAAUGUGAUGGCUACCAUUAGAUGGGUCAGGGUAAAGCAGAGAUCAAGCCCUUGGUUUAAUCAUGCAACACAGUCUCACAAUCAAUUCAUGCAUAUAUGUACAAAAUGCAUUUCAGCAAAUUAUGUGCGUUUUUGUGCGUUCUUCUGGCUUAAUUUGUGCGAAAAGACACAAAUUUAACCAGUAGGCUACACACAAGCCUUUUCAACAAGGGGAAAACUGAGGAUGGAUCAACAUUGUAGUUACUCCGUAAUACUAACCUAAUUGAUAGAGUGAAAAGGAAGCUUGAACAGAAUAAAAAAUAUUCCAAAACAUGCAUCCUGUUUGCAAUCAAGGCACAAAAGUAAUACCACAAAAAAUGUGAAAAAGCAAUUCACUUUUUGUCCUGAAUACAAAGUGAUAUGUUUAAGUCUAUGCUAGGUAAAGCUCCGCCUUACCUCAGCUCGCUGGUCACAAUAACCACACCCACCCGUAGCACGUGCUCCUGCAGGUAUAUCUCACUGGUCAUCCCCAAAGCCAACACCUCCUUUGGCCACCUUUCCUUCCAGUUCUCUGCUGCCAAUGACUGGAACGAAUUGCAAAAAUCGCUGAAGCUGGAGAUUUAUAUUUGCCUCACUAACUUUAAACAUUAGCUAUCUGAGCAGCUAACCAAUCGCUGCAGCUGUACAUAGCCCAUCUGUAAAAAGCCCACCCAAUCUUCCUACCUCAUCCCAUACUGUUUUUAUUUAUUUUUCUGCUCUUUUGCACACCAGUAUUUAUACUUGCACAUCAUCUGCUCAUCUAUCACUCCAGUGUUAAUUUGCUAAAUUGUAAUUACUUCGCUACUAUGGCUUAUUUAUUGCCUUACCACCUCACGCCAUUUGCACACACUGUAUAGACUUUCUUUUGUUUCUAUUGUGUUAUUGACUGUACACUUGUUCAUUUCACGUGCAACUCUGUUGUUGUUUGUGUCGCACUGCUUUGCUUUAUCUUGGCCAGGUUGCAGUUGUAAAUGAGAACUUGUUCUCAACUAGCUUACCUGGUUAAAUAAAGGUGAAAGAAAAUGUUAAAAAUCAUGGGAAGAUGUUGCCCAAUCCAGGUGUGGAAAGCUCUUAGAGACGUACCCAGAAAGACUCACAGCUGUAAUCGCUGCAAAAAUCCCACUUUGUAACGCAACAAAAUGUGGAAAAAGUCAAGGGGUGUGAAUACUUUCUGAAGGCAGUAUUUUAUUAAAUCAUGUAAAAACACACUAACAUAUGAUGCAAUUUACAGUAUACAGUAAAAUAAAGGCCAUUACAACAUAGUCAAGUCAAACAUAAAUCUUACACAGCUGUCUUGCCAUGCCAUUCUUUCUGUUUUAGUCAAACUGAUUUUCACCAAGAUUAGGAUAAUAAAUUCAAAAGCUACAAUUGAAGAAUUUCCAUAAAUCUUAAAUCUAUUUAGAAUAAUUCUGUUCUUAUACUAUAAAAACAACGAGUAGAGAAUGACAAAAAUAUGGACAGGUAUAGUCUCAUCAGAAGUCCUUGUGCUCCUUUAUAUAGGUCUAUGGCCCUCCUCCUCCUGACCCAUGGCACUGGGACGGCCCUGGUCCUGUCACCUAGUGUGGAGUGAUGAGCAGUAGCUCUGGAGGCCUACUGAGAAUGGCCUGUUCCAGACCCUGUCCUGUGGCCGUGCUGCUUUGGAGGAGAACACUCUCUAUCCUGUGGAUCCUGGCAGCGUGGAGGAUCAUCACAGGCUUCUGCUCUGCCAGCUCAGCUGACAGUCUGCCAAUACGCUCCUCCAGCUGUAAAUGACAACACAAAGAGCAUGAAAUUAAUCUGGAAUGACUACAAAAUAACAGGAAAAAUUGUUGCAUGAUAUAGCAUGAUUAUUAUGUGCUUGACCUGUUGUAACUUUUGAAUGUUCUUGUUUUCAUAGCUGAAGAUUUAUGGCUCAAAUGAAAUGAUACCUCCAGAGGAAUGCGUGCUAAAUCAAAGCCAUCCAUUUAGUUAUUCAUCAAAAAGUGGAUAGGAAACAUGUUAAUAAAAUAUUGCUUCUUGUUUUCUUCAA